GUACACACACCUGAGUCAAUUCUGACAAACUCUAAGACAAGAAUAACAAUCUCAAGGUUGCUCUGAGGAGUCAGACAAGACAAGGUUCAUGAACUAUCUGGCACCGGAUUGGCCAGAAUGGCUUGGAUAUAGCUUGCCUUGCAGAGAACACAGCGAUUGGGAGAAACGGACAAAAGACGGAUCCACCAGGGACCCUGAGAAAGGUGGGAAGCACAGAAUGGAGGGAACUCUCUCACUCUUUCAUUUCCCCUGUCAAACAGUGAAGACAGAAAGGCAAGAUCGCUCAGUUGGUUAAGGUACUUGCCACCAAGCUUUACAAACUCCACCAGAGUUCCAUCCCGCGAACCACAAAGGUGGAAAGCAUGGAACAGACUGCCGCCAAGUUGCCUUCUAAGCUCUACACGUGCCUCGUGGAAUCCACGCGCCCGCGGUCCCCACCCCAACACAAAAAUAGAAACUUCAGUUGUCCCUGGCUCCUGACAGGGAACUCCUCAGCAGUUCCAGCGAAGGAACUGGCUGUGUCUGUAAGAUCAGGUAAAUCUUGGGAACAUUCUCAUAAGCAAAACAGAACAAAGGGUCCAGGUUACAAAACGGAACAGUUUGAUCCCACAGGGAGAGCUGCAGUGCUGAUAAGGGCUGUGUCUGCCUUCCAGCAGUAACUAAGUAACUAAGUAAGUACCUUCUGGUCCAGCAUGGAAGGUUGGCUCGGGAGGAAAGAGCUGCAGUCUAGAUGGCUGUCUGAGGGCUCCAACUGUAUGGGAUUUUUGUUUUGUUUUCUUGAGCUGCAAUUUUACUUAGCACAAGCUAGCCUCAAACUCAAGGUAGCCAAAGGUGACCUUGAACUUCUAAUCCUCCAGUUCCCAUUUCCUGGGGGUGGGGGUGGGAAUGCCUUUACAGGCAUGGGUCACCAUACCUGGCUUAUGUUUAUGCAGGGCUGGGGAACUCACUCCAUCCUAGGCAGUCUAUCAACAGGGCUACAACUUCUUGAAAUAAUUUCAUUACACAAACAUCUGCAGCCAGUUAGGCUUGGCUGGGUUGUAGGUAGACACAGGGCUCAUCAUGUUACUGUUCCUAGUUUGGCCUGUGCUUGGAAUAUUUCCUAAUUAGAAUAGGAAGCUGAUGCCUCUGCCAUUAGGACAACGGGGAUGCGGGAGCAUUUCUCGACCUGCCCACUUUUGUGAAAGAUUGAUCCUUAUUCUCUUAUUGUCUCCUUCUCCAGUCAGACAAUCUCCCUGUUUUUUUUAGGACCUUUGGCUAUGAGACUGGCUCAAGCCCUCUGCGAUUACUACUACUACUACUACUACUACUACUACUACUACUACUACUACUACUAUUUUAUCAGUGUGUGUUGCAGAUUGGGGGGCAGAGGACAGCUUGCAGCAGUUGCUUCUUACGUUUCCUCAUGUGAGUAACUGGGAUCCAACACAGGAUUCCAGUUUUUGGCUGCAUGCUCCCAUCUGAGCUAUCUCACUAGCCCUGCUGGGGUUCCUGAAUGGCUGGAGGGUACAAGGUACUGGGUACGUCUCCGGCAAGUUCUGAAGACAGGGGGCUUUUCAGAAAAGGGAGGAGGAGGGGGAAGGAGGGAGAGAAAGAGGAGGGGGAGAAGGGGGGGAGAAGGAGGGGGAAGAGGAGGAGGAGGAGAAAGUAUUGAUAGCCAUGGGUUCCUUCUGUGGUCUGGCUUCCUGAACUUCCCCCACUUUCUCUGCUGGCUGCUCUCGGCCACCUCUGUGUUGCCGAGGCCAGAAAGGUCUGCACUGGCAAGUGCAGGUUUGUUCCUUCCCUCCAGUGUUCAUUCUUCUGACCCACAUUAGCACCGGGGAAAGUUCCGGUUCCAUCGGCGGCGAGUGCUCAGGGUUCCAGGCUUUUCCUCUGCUGGUCUUAGGUAAGUUCCUUACUGUAGGGGGUUCAUCAACCUCCACUGUUAGGGGCCCGAGUCCCCUACCCCUGUCUACUUGAACUGCAGGCGUGUUUCCUGAGUUCCACAGACACGCCCUGCACCCGGUGGAGGCAUCUGUGAAUGGGGGGGGGGGUCUCACUCACUGGUACGUCCUCCCAACCCCACCUCUUUCUGGGCAUCUGUGGCCAAGCAACAAAUGACCUCUGUCCCCGGAGGCUUCCGACUUCCGCACAGACCCCUCCCAAGCUGGGAACCCCGUGAGAGCCCAGGGAGGCUGUAGGUGCCUGCAGUGGGGGCGGGACGAGGGGAGCACGACACCUGCGGGGCUGGCCAGUCCCCUCCUGUGCCUACACCUGGACGGAGCCGCAGUCCCAUCUCAGGUCCCCCCCAAGCACGGCGGCCCGCAAGACCCGGACGGGCGGACUCUCCAGCUCCGCGGCUCCAGGCUUUGCGCAGCGCCAACUCCGGUAGCGCGGGCUCCGAGGACGCAGGGCGAGGACAAAGGGCGCGAGUAGCUGCAGAGAGCCGCCCUCUUCUGUCUGGGGCUGAGCAGAGGCCGCAACCCGUUCCUUCUUGCUGCUGCUACCUACUGCUGCUGCGGCUGCUCUGUUUGCCUCUCCAUCGGGCUUUGUGUGGAGUCAGCCCUUCUCCGCAAAACUGAAAUGUCAUUUUAACCAGAAGACUCUUAUCCUCUCUGUGCUCUGGAGAUGGGCAAUUCUUACGCUGGACAGCUAAAGAGCACGCGGUUUGAAGAGGUCCUCCACAACUCCAUCGAGGCUUCCCUACGCUCCAACACCCUGGUGCCCCGGCCCAUCUUCUCCCAGCUGUAUCUGGAGGCCGAGCAGCAGUUGUCAUCAUUGGAAGGCGGCAGCCGAGCGGACAAUGAGGAAGAAGAAGAAGAUGGGGAAGGAGGGCUAGAUCCCAGCAGUCCCCCAAAUGCCUACCAGCUGCCCCCUCCUCCUGAAGGAUGUUGCACCACAGAUGGCUUCUGUCAGGCUGGGAAGGACCUACGUCUUGUCUCCAUUUCCAAUGAGCCCAUUGAAGUGCCUGCAGGCUUCCUCCUGGUGGGUGCCAAGUCUCCCAGCCUGCCAGACCACCUCCUGGUGUGUGCAGUGGACAAGAGGUUCUUGCCCGAUGACAAUGGCCACAAUGCCCUGCUCGGUUUCUCUGGGAACUGUGUUGGCUGUGGGAAAAAAGGCUUCUGCUAUUUCACCGAAUUCUCCAACCACAUCAACCUGAAGCUGACCACGCAGCCCAAGAAACAGAAGCACCUCAAGUACUAUCUGGUUCGAAAUGCACAAGGGGCACUGACCAAAGGACCUUUGAUUUGCUGGAAAGGCUCUGAGUUCAGAAGUCGGCAGAACUCCACCAACACCUGCUCCAGUUCUCUGUUCCCACCACUGGAGAGUUCAGGGUCCCUGGCCGCCUUCCCCACUGAGCCUGCUCCUGGGACAAACCCCAGUGUCCCAGUGGGAGCUCAACAGGCAGGACCAGCCUCUGAUCACCCCUCAGUGGCCACAGCAACAGGUCCUGCUGUCUUCAAUGGCAAGGAUUCCCCCAAGCAUCCACAGCUGGUGAAGAAUAGCCUGUGUGCCGCGCCGCGCCCCACAGCCUUAGGUCUCUUGCCAAACUCUGGGCCUCCCAAAAAACGGCACAAAGGGUGGUCCCCAGAGUCUAAAUCAACCACAGAUGGCAGCUUCAUCCAGGCUGUCGGCAACAGAGCUAAACAUGAAGGUGCCAGCAUGCCUUGUGUACCCCAGGCUGGCUUGGUGGGACCAACUUCAGUCACCUUCCCGGUGGUGGCCUCCAGCGAACCAGUGUCAGUUCCGGAUAACUUGCUGAAAAUAUGCAAGGCCAAGCCAGUGAUAUUUAAAGGCCACGGGAACUUCCCCUACCUCUGCGGAAACCUGAAUGAUGUGGUCGUCAGCCCCCUACUGUACACCUGCUACCAGAACUCGCAGUCACUUUCCAGGUCCUAUGAGCAACACGGUGCCUCCACCAUGCAGCCCAUAUCUGAAGAGACACAGCUGUUGCUGACCGUCUACUACCUCGUCCAGCUGGCUGCAGACCAGGUGCCACUGAUGGAGGACCUGGAGCAGAUCUUCCUGCGCUCCUGGCGAGAGUCACAUCUGACGGAGAUAAGGCAGUACCAGCAGGUGCCUCCACAGCCCUUCCCGCCAGCCACCAGCACAGCAGCGCCUGUGACUUCUGCACAGCUGCCCUGGCUGGCAGGCCUGGCCGCCAGCUCCUGCAAUGACAGCGUGCAUGUUAUCGAAUGCGCUUACUCGCUGGCUGAGGGCCUCUCCGAGAUGUUCCGGUUGCUCAUUGAGGGUAAACUCUCCAAGACCAACUAUGUGGUCAUCAUCUGUGCCUGCCGAAAUGCCGCCAUUGACUCCUGCAUCGCUGUCACCGGGAAAUACCAAGCCCGGAUUCUCUCCGAGAGCCUCCUCAGUCCUGCAGAGUACCAGAGAGAAGUCCACUAUGAGCUGGUCACUGGCAAAGUGGACUCGCUGGGGGCCUUCUUUAGCAGCCUCUGUCCAGAGGGUGACAUUGACAUUUUGCUGGACAAAUUUCACCAGGAAAAUCAAGGCCAUGUCUCUUCCUCAUUCACUGCUUCCUCUACCAAGAAAACAGCCGUGCUGGAUGCCAGUGGGGUUCCCAUGUGCACAAGUUACCAUCAGGAGCCACGGGGCAUCCGGCCCUUUCAGCUGGCGGUGGCGCAGAAGCUCCUUUCCCACGUGUGCUCAAUCGCAGAUUCCAGCACCCAGAAUCUGGACUUGGGGUCCUUCGAGAAGGUGGACUUUCUCAUUUGCAUUCCCCCAUCAGAGGUGACCUACCAGCAGACUGUGUUCCAUGUCUGGCAUUCAGGGGUUCUGCUGGAGCUGGGCCUGGAGAAAGAACCUGUUACCAAGCAGAGGGCGGAGCAACACGUCCUGAAACUAGACACGGAGGCCCAGGCAAGAUUUAAGGCCUUUCUGCAAAACUCCUUCCAGAACCCACAUACGCUCUUUGUCCUCAUCCACGACCACGCCCACUGGGAUCUAGUGAGCAGUGCUGUUCAUAACAUCUAUUCUCAAAGUGACCCAUCUGUGGGAUUAGUGGACAGACUGCUCAACUGCCGAGAGGUGAAAGAGGCGCCCAACAUUGUGACUCUCCAUGUGACCUCCUUCCCGUAUGCGCUGCAGACUCAGCACACGCUCAUCAGCCCCUACAAUGAGAUCCACUGGCCCAUCUCCUACAGCAAUGGAGUGGACCUGUAUCAUGAGAGUAAGAAGUACUUUGGGCUGUCUGAGUUUAUUGACUCCACCCUGUCAGGACACAGUCUUCCUCUGCUCCGGUAUGACAGCUCCUUUGAGGCCAUGGUCACUGCAUUGGGGAAAAGGUUCCCCCGCCUGCACAGCGCGGUGAUCAGGACCUUUGUUCUUGUGCAGCACUAUGCGGCCGCCAUGAUGGCCGUGAGUGGCCUCCCACAGAUGAAGAACCAUACAUCAGUGGAGACCCUAGAGAUCACCCAGAACCUCCUCAACUCCCCAAAGCAGUGCCCCUGUGGCCACGGGCUCAUGGUCCUGCUGCGCGUGCCCUGUUCUCCUCUGGCAGCUGUGGCCUAUGAGCGACUGGCCCAUGUGCGGGCACGGUUGGCUCUAGAAGAACACUUUGAGAUCAUUCUGGGCCACCCCAGCUCCGGCAUCACUGUAGGCAAGCACUUUGUGAAGCAGCUCAAGAUGUGGCAGAAAAUUGAGGAUGCAGAAUGGAGGCCUCAGACUUACUUGGAGUUGGAGGGCCUGCCCUGCAUCCUGAUCUUCAGUGGGAUGGACCCUCAUGGGGAGUCGCUGCCACGGUCUCUGAGGUACUGUGACCUGCGUCUAAUAAAUUCUUCCUGCCUGGUGAGGACAGCCCUGGAGCAGGAACUGGGUCUGGCUGCCUACUUUGUUAGCAACGAUAUCCCCUUGGAGAAGGGGCCCAAGAAUGAGGCCUUGGAGAGUGACGGGGAGAAGCUGAGUAGCACAGACGAAGAUGAGGAGGCAGGGACAGAAGGGUGUUUUGAAGCAGGCUCCACCUCAGAGCAGAGGGGCCCUGUGAAGAGGGAACGUUCCCACUCCCAUGACUCCGCAUCUUCAUCUCUCUCUUCCAAAGCGUCUGGCUCGGUGCUCUAUGGUGAGUCCCUGGUUCAGCCCUCAGGACUUCCACAGGGAGAGUUUGCCCGGUCAUCUCCACCCUGUGGCCCUGCAGAGGAGGGCAGGGCCCCUGGGGAGAUACAGCGGCUCCGAGUGAGUCAGGGACCUACAGUCAUCAGUAGGCACAGCCCUGGCCUGGUCCCACAGCCUGAUUCUAGCCUCAGGACUGGACGGAGGAGCCUGCAGGUGCCAGCCGCCCCAUCCUCCCAGCUGUCCUCCUCCUCCUCGGGCGCAUCAUCCACAUGCACGGUGUCCACUGCCAAUGUGCUAGUCCUUCAAGCUUCUCAGUGCUCCAUGGCCAAGGCCUGCCGGCAGCCACCCAUUGUCUUCCUGCCUAAGCUCGUGUAUGACAUGCUCCUGUCCACUGACAGCAGUGGCUUGCCCAAGUCUGCCUCCCUCCUGCCUUCCCCUUCGGUUAUGUGGACCAGCUCCUUCCGCCCCCUCCUCAGCAAGAUGAUGACGUCAACUGAACAGUCCCUCUACUACCGGCAGUGGACAGUGCCCCGGCCCAGCCACAUGGACUACGGCAACAGAGCUGAAGGCCGUGUGGACAGUUUCCACCCACGUAGGCUGCUGCUCAGUGGGCCACCUCAGAUUGGGAAGACGGGUGCCUACCUGCAGUUCCUCAGUAUCUUGUCCAGGAUGCUGAUUCGGCUGACAGAAGUGGAUGUUUACGAUGAAGAAGAGAUCAAUACCGGCCUCCAAGAGGAAUCAGAUUGGCAUUACCUCCAGCUCACCGACCCUUGGCCUGACCUGGAGCUCUUCCAGAAGAUGCCUUUUGAUUACAUCAUUCAUGACCCGAAGUAUGAGGAUGCCAGUAUGAUUUGUUCACACCACCAGAGCAUCAAGAGUGAAGACAGAGGGAUGUCCAGGAAGCCAGAGGACCUGUAUGUGCGGCGUCAGACGGCACGUAUGAGACUGUCUAAGUAUGCGGCAUACAACACAUACCACCAUUGCGAGCAGUGCCAGCAGUACAUGGGCUUCCACCCCCACUACCAGCUCUCUGAGUCCACCCUGCACGUCUUUGCCUUCUCUUGCUCCAUGCUAGGAGAGGAGAUCCAGCUCCACUUCAUCAUCCCCAAGUCCAAGGAGUACCACUUUGUCUUCAGCCAACCGGGAGGCCAGCUGGAGAGCAUGCGCUUGCCCCUCGUCACAGACAAGAGUUAUGAGCACAUCAAAAGCCCGACCUUCACCCCGACGACAGGCCGGCAUGAGCAUGGGCUCUUUAAUUUGUACCAUGCGAUGGAUGGAGCCAACCAUCUACAUGUGCUGGUGGUCAAAGAGUACGAAAUGGCCAUUUAUAAGAAGUACUGGCCCAACCACAUCAUGCUUGUCCUCCCAAGCAUCUUUAACAGUGCUGGAGUCGGGGCUGCCCACUUCCUGAUCAAAGAGCUGUGCUACCACAACCUGGAGCUGGAGAGGAACCGGCAGGAGGAGCUGGGGGUCAAGCCUCAGGACAUCUGGCCCUUCAUCGUCAUCUCCGAUGACUCCUGUGUGAUGUGGAAUGUUGCAGACGUGGACUGUGCUGGAGACCGGAGCAGGGAGUUUUCCUGGUCAGAGAGGAAUGUCUCUCUGAAACACAUCAUGCAGCACAUUGAGGCGUCCCCUAACAUCACACACUACGCCCUGAUCGGCAUGCGGAAGUGGGCCAGCAAGACCCGGAGCCGUGAGGUGCAGGAGCCUUUUUCCCGAUGCCACGUGCAUGACUUCAUCAUCCUCAACGUAGACUUGACCCAGAAUGUACAGUACAACCAGAAUCGGUUUACAUGUGACGACGUAGACUUCAACCUUCGCGUGCACAGUGCUGGCCUCCUGCUCUGCCGGUUCAAUCGCUUCAGCGUCAUGAAGAAGCAGAUCGCCGUGGGUGGGCACCGGUCCUUCCACAUCACAUCCAAGGUGGCUGACAGCUCUGUGGCCAUUGUGCCUUCCCAGUACAUCUGUGCCCCGGACAGUAAGCACACAUUCCUGGCAGCUCCCGCCCAGCUCCUGCUGGAGAAGUUCCUCCAGUACCACAGCCACCGCUUCUUCCCGCUGUCUCUGAAGAACCACAGCCACCCCGUGUUGUCUGUAGACUGCUACCUUAACCUGGGGCCUCAGAUUUCUGUUUGUUAUGUCAGCUCCAGGCCCCACUCCUUAAACGUCAGCUGCUCUGACAUGAUGUUCAGCGGGCUCCUGCUGUACCUCUGCGACUCUUUUGUGGGGGCUAGCUUCUUGAAGAAGUUCCAUUUUCUGAAAGGAGCCACCUUGUGCGUGAUCUGCCAAGACCGGAACUCGCUUCGACAGACGGUGGUCCGCCUGGAGCUAGAAGAGGAGUGGCAGUUCCGGCUGCGGGAUGAGUUCCAGACAGCCAAUGCCAAGGAAGACAGGCCACUCUUUUUCCUCACUGCAAGACACAUCUGAGAGACACAGAUGCCGGCAGAGCUCCCGAGAGUGUGAGGUCGUCAGGACCCACCUGCCACUGAGGCUACUGAAGGUGCCAGUCUAAGGGGUAUAAGAACUCCAGCAUACCCAGAGAUGGCCAUGCACAGCCUCUUGUGACACAUGUCACAAUGUCCUGUGGCAGAUAAUGACUUAGAGCCACAGGCAGGAGUCCUUGAUAGGCAGGCCUGAAAACCAAAGACUACUGUGUUCUGGGCUGGACCGCAUGCCCUGAGCUGUCCUGAAGUCCGUUAUAUGCAGAAUGAAGUUUCGCUAAGUCUGCUGUCAUCCAUAUGCUUCCGUGGACAAAUUCGAUUUGCUCUAGAGAACCUUGGGUUGUCGGGUCACGGUGCCUGUGACUAUGAUUUCACAAAGUAGGUUUCCUAUAACUCCCUACAGAGCAAUAUUCCAAAGGAACAUUUUAACUGUAAAGGCUGGUGACAAGAAGACAAAAGAGCAGAUCAUUUUAAUAAGAAUUAUUUAAUCACCUACAAGUUUACUUUGCAGGAGCUAGCCCAAAGGCAUCAAAUUUAAUAUGAUUAAAAUGAAUUGCUUUACCUUAGAAACGAUGUGACUCUAUUCAAAUAGUAUGGGGUAAAUACCCUACCUCUUAUAAAGGGCAAAAUGGAGAAGAAGUUUUCUUACAAACCAAAAGGGCUUUAGGGAGGAAAUUAGGGUUGUAGCUGUGGACUGAAGAGUUGCCUUCCGAAGGAAAGAGGACCACAUUGCUUACAUGAUAAAAAAAUAAGAAAAACCAAAGAGAUACAGGAGACAAUGAAAAGAGCUGGAGCAAUGGCUCGGCUGUGUAAGUUCAAUCCUGAGGACUGUAAGUGUGUGCUGUUCAAUCCUGAGGACUGUAAGUGUGUGCUGUUCAAUCCUGGGGACUGUAAGUGUGUGCUGUUCAAUCCUGGGGACUGUAACUGUGUGCUGUUCAAUUCUGGGGACUGUAAGUGUAUGCUGUUCAAUCCUGGGGACUGUAAGUGUGUGCUGUUCAAUCCUGGGGACUGUAACUGUGUGCUGUUCAAUCCUGGGGACUGUAAGUGUGUGCUGUUCAAUCCUGAGGACUGUAAGUGUGUGCUGUUCAAUCCUGGGGACUGUAAGUGUAUGCUGUUCAAUCCUGAGGACUGUAAGUGUGUGCUGUUCAAUCCUGGGGACUGUAAGUGUGUGCUGUUCAAUCCUGAGGACUGUAAGUGUGUGCUGUUCAAUCCUGGGGACUGUAAGUGUGUGCUGUUCAAUCCUGGGGACUGUAAGUGUGUGCUGUUCAAUCCUGAGGACUGAAAUUCGGAUGCCACCACGCACAUAACAAGCCACAUAUUCUGCAAAUGCCUGUAAUUCCAGCCCUGAGAGAUUUGAUGCUUUCUUCUGUCCUCUCUGUAUCUCAGGUGUGGCGCAUGAGUGUGUUCUCUCUCUCUCUCUCUCUCUCUCUCUCUCUCUCUCUCUCUCUAAAAAACAAAACAACAAAAACAGUUAAGAACCAGAUUUGUAAUUUCUUGAAGUUCACUUUUCAGUGAGAUCAACCUGUGUUCUCUUACUCAUCUUGGUUCAUUUAGGGAUAGUCUGGGCUUCUCAGAAAAUGUGGAACCGGAGAGAAACAAGUGGCUGUGCAUUAAUUACUGUGAUGGUGUUUAAGUCGAUGCCACCUGUUAGUCUGUUGGUGUCUGGUUUUCCUGAAUCCAUGAAUGAAAGAUGAAUAGAUUACAAUGCAGAGAAUACAGACUUUGGGAAGAAGCAGGACCACAAUUCAAACCCCACAGUUCAGCUCCAUCCCAAACCACGGCACAUCAGGAGCUAAGGGAAACACGGGUUGCUGAAAAGUUAAUCAGGACACAGUCGCCUGUGCACACUUAGACACGGCUGAGCACUGUGUGUGGUAAGAGUUCAAGGAGAAACCUGUCCAAAUAGAUGCCAAAGAUUUCACUGCUAACCUUUUUCCCCAAGGAAGAAAGUAUGCAAGUAUAAAACAUUUCCAUCAAUGUUUAUAAAACAAUCGUCUGUGAAUGUCGUGAUUCCUGUUUUGUAACAAAAGCUGAUCUCCUCUAGUUCAGUUUGUCUUCUGUAAAUAGCGGCUCCUAUGCCAUUCUCCCCUUUCUAUUAGUUAAUUUAAACGAACACUCUCGACUGUUCUAGUCUUAUAAAUAAAACGUAUAGUGCA
Molecule: messenger RNA, 10642 nt
Organism: Rattus norvegicus (Norway rat)
Lineage: Eukaryota; Metazoa; Chordata; Mammalia; Rodentia; Muridae
Gene: Greb1
Product: growth regulating estrogen receptor binding 1
Cellular component (GO): membrane
Source: RefSeq, a predicted model, not a curated record